AUGGAGUCCCAAGCCCCACGGGACAAAAACGUCCACAUCGACGACUCAGCUGCUUUGGAACAGCUCGGCCAUAAGCAGGAACUCAAGCGCAACUUUUCCAAAAUCUCCCUUCUCGGUCUCGCCUUUGCUAUCCUCAACACAUGGACUGCUCUCUCAGCGUCCAUCAGUCUGGCUCUGCCAUCUGGUGGCCCUAGCUCUGUUAUCUGGGGUCUCAUGGUUGCUGGAAUAUGUAACCUCUGCUUAGCCGCUCCUCUGGCAGAAAUGCUGUCCGCGUAUCCAACUGCUGGUGGUCAGUACCAUUGGGCUGCUCUGCUAGCUUGGCCGCGAUGGUCGAGGGGUAUCAGCUAUGUCACUGGUUGGGUCAACGCAGCUGGCUAUGUCGUCUUGACAGCGACUGCGCCUUUGCUUGGAAGUGUUUUUGUUACCGACGCUAUUACUUUUAUGCAUCCUACCUACGAAACCAAGCCUUGGCAUCAGUUUCUUAUCUAUCUCGCCUUUACUCUGAUCGCAUUAGUCAUCAACGUCUUUGCCAACCGACUACUCCCACUAUUCAACAAAGCCGCUUUUCUCUGGAGUAUCUCUGGUUUUAUCAUUAUCAGCAUUACAGUCCUGGCCUGUGCUGCACCUGAUUACCAGAGUGGGUCCUUUGUAUACGGGAAGUUCAUCAAUGAGGUUGGGUGGCCCGAUGGUGUUGCUUGGAUGCUUGGACUCCUCCAAGGUGCUUUCGCCUUGACUGGCUUCGACGCUGCAGCUCAUAUGAUCGAGGAAAUUCCUGACGCGCGCCGGACAGGGCCGGUAAUUAUGAUCUGGUGUAUCCUCAUCGGUAUGCUGUCUGGCUUCAUCUUCCUGUCGUGUCUCUUGUUCGUUCUCAAGGACGUUCAAACUGUUAUCGAGUCUCCUUCAGGCGCACUGCUGCAGAUGUACUUUGACGCCACUGGUAGUAAAGCCGGAAGUGUCUGCCUGAUCGUAUUUUCCAUCGUCUGUAUGGUCUUUACCGCUACUGCUAUCAUGACUACUAGUGCGCGCAUGACAUACUCAUUCAGUCGCGAUCGCGGACUUCCUUUCAGCCAUGUCUGGGCUAAGGUCCAUCCAACGUUAAGCGUCCCUGCCAAUGCUCUCCUUUGGACGACUGGCUGGGUAAUUGUAUUUGGACUUAUUCUCCUGGGAAGUUCUAGCGCUUUCAACGCCAUCACUGCGGCUUCGGUUGUGGCUCUGGGUGUCACAUAUGCAAUUCCUCCUGCGAUUCAUCUCCUACGUGGAGGCAACAGACUCCCCGAAGAUAGGCCGUUCAAGCUGAGCACUCCUGUGCGCUGGAUUUGCAGUCUUGUUGGUAUUGCGUGGGCUAUCCUUACUACAGUUCUGUUCGUCUUCCCACCCGAGCUACCCGUCACACCUACCAACAUGAACUACUGUAUCGCUGCAUUUGGAGUUAUCUUAUUCCUUUCCGUCGGUACGUGGAUCUUUGAUGGAAGGAAGAACUACAAGGGGCCUCUUAUUGAGAUCAGUAUGGACGGCGCUACUUUGGAGGGCGCGUCUAUGGCUGAGACGACAUGCACGUCUAAUCACGAGGAUGAUAUGAAGAGCCACAAGCCUUAG
Fusarium pseudograminearum CS3096 is the source of this 1596-nucleotide messenger RNA. RefSeq names its product HNM1 (gene HNM1). Gene Ontology annotation, cellular component: membrane. The record is from RefSeq and is a predicted model, not a curated record. The coding region runs from base 1 to 1596 and encodes 531 amino acids. Gene Ontology annotation, biological process: transmembrane transport; amino acid transport. Lineage: Eukaryota; Fungi; Ascomycota; Sordariomycetes; Hypocreales; Nectriaceae. Gene Ontology annotation, molecular function: transmembrane transporter activity. The transcript has a single exon.